Tachysurus fulvidraco (yellow catfish) is the source of this 4779-nucleotide messenger RNA. Its product is annotated as KIAA1549-like b. The transcript is spliced from 22 exons. The coding region runs from base 365 to 4432 and encodes 1355 amino acids. Lineage: Eukaryota; Metazoa; Chordata; Actinopteri; Siluriformes; Bagridae. The record is from RefSeq and is a predicted model, not a curated record.
UAGGUUUUUUCUUAUUAUUUUUUUCUCCAGUAAAUCUUUUAUAAAAAGUGCGUGGAACAGAGCAUCAUCGGAGCAGCAGGGAUGGAUAACGUAUAGGUGUGUGUGUGUGUGUGUGUGUGUGUGUGUGUGUGUGUGUGUGUGUGUGUGUGUGUAGUAGUGCUGCAGUAGAAGUGAUGAUGAUGAGGAUGAUGAUGAUGCUCGAAACAGAAAGCAGCAGCAGCUCCUGAAUGCAGUGAGCACCGGAGGACAGCGCCGGGUUGCGGGAGCGCGUGACGCUUGGGUUCGGUUCGGUUCGGUUCGGUUGGGUGACUCGCUGUUCCGGUUCGGUUCUGUUCGGACAGAUGUCUCAGUCACGGAAACGGAAAUGGCUUCCGGAUCCAGCACGAGGACUGCGAGAGGAGGAGAGCAAGAGGAAGAGGAAGACUUCGUGGACUGCGCGAGGUUCCUCCGGCGCGCCUCCGGGGCGCGUGUAGUGGGCGCGCGCGUGGGAGGGAUGCUGUCGGUGCUGCUGCUGCUCGUGCUGCACGGUGUGCUCGCCGACUCCGAUGAAAGAAAUUACGAAGCGUCCGGAUCGUUGGUAUCGUCUCUGGACCAUGGAUCCCUAUCCACCUCUUCUCUCCGGCCAUCCGGUUUGCUUAUGAUCGAUGACACUCCUGACUCUGUCAUCCAUUCUGAUCCUACAAGUCAACAAAAAGACAUGAGAGAGAUAUCUCUGUCAGCCAGAACAGCUGCGAAACCACAGCUCGCUCUUCGUUCAGGCUCCACUCUGAAGAGUCUUGUUAAGAGCACAGAUCAAACUAAGCAUUCACCUGAACUUUCUAUUCAGAGAGCAGAGCCAUCUUUUAUGGUCCCUUCCUCUGCUGUGGUGCACAUUAGAAACCAGUCCUUUACAGAGAAGUCAACGCUGGACCAGUUGAUGUCGAGUCUUCCACCUUCUGUCCAGACAUCUCAAGACAACAGGCUUCACGUGAAAGGAAAUGACUCUGAUUUACCUCUGUUACAAAUGAUAAGUCCUUCAUUCCCCAACAAAACUGGAAACACCUCAGUCCAUUUAGAACUACUACUUACCCAGGAACUACCAGCUAGCAAUUUCCCUCAACUCACCACCACGACCACCACAACUGCCUCCACAACCACUACCACGACCACACAACCCACUCCGUUAACCAGCACCACAUCAACAACAACCACAACUACCCUGAAGCCUCCUAGAACUAUUGCACCUACUGUGGCCCUUAAAUGGCCCACCUCCAGCCAGCGUAUCAGGACCGGUCCACCCCGGACCACCACCACCACCACCACUACCACUCAAAGUUCUCCACUGAACUGCAACAUAACCGACCGGUUGUGGGUUAAAACAGUUCUUUCCAUCCACAUCCGGAGGAACCGGCUGGACAAUAUUCUGAAACAGAACCUUCUGAAAGGUCUGACUCUGGCACUGACGAAGGCUUUAAACGACAGCGGUGUCCGUCCUCAGAUUGAAAGUAUGUCCACGGUGCCCAACGUGACCGUGGGUUAUUACGUAAUCCGUGGCGAUAUGGUCUACGUCACGUCCGUCGUAGUGGAGGCUCUGAGCUCCUAUGGCAUGGACAGGCUGAUGGCGGAUAUCCGGCAGUUCGUGCCCAUGCUGCAGGCGGUGCCAAUCCCAGCAGCCCCCUGGAGGCCAAAUCCUGCUAUUUCACUCAUGCUGAAGACAGUUUUGAGAUUUGUAGGACCAGGAGAUGAUCUGAGGUCCUGCAGGUUUGUGCAGCUGAUGGAAGAGAGGCUGGAGAACGCUUUUGCUGAGGCUCAGGCCAAAGUGAUGAACUCCUACAGCACACUCAGCGUGCAGAUUCUGGGUGUGUCUCAAUCAUCCGGUUCUCCCGCAGUGUCUCUUACGUACGUGGUGCAUAACAAAACCGGGACCCUAAAUGGCACCAUAGCCAGUAACUUGCUGAGCCACCUGACUGCUGAGCUUGUGGGCUACUUCCUGUUUUACCCUCCACUCAUCACUGCAGAGCCUUUGGAGUACCACAACCUCAACACCUCGGCAGACACUAAGGAUUUCUGGGUAAUCACAGUGAUUCAGGAUGUGGAGAACUCGUCUCUGGAGGGUCAGUACCAGAGCUUUGCCAGUCUGAUGGAGCAACGCUUGGCAGAGCUCUUUGUGAUAGCACAUCAGCAGGGUGCCCGCUUUAAACGUGCAACCACAGUGGGCAGCUACACUGUUCAGAUGGUUGGCAUGAGGCGAUUGGUAGGUCCAAAAAACCCAGCAGAACUCACCUAUUAUGUGCAGAUGAAUGGAACACCAGUCCCUGGUACAACUGCAGCUAAAAUCCUGAACACUCUGGACUCUCAGACCAUGGCUCUGACCCUGGGAUAUUUUGUCCAGCUCCAAGCUGAAGCUGUGUUGAAGGGCCCUUCCAACAAUCUGUGGCUCAUCGCUUCUGUCUUGGCUCCUAUUGGCAUCGUCACAAUCAUCAUCAUCAUCAUUACUGCUGUUCUUUGUCACAAAAACAAGGGCGACUUUAAAACCGACGGAAUUGGCAACCUGAAUCCACGGGUUAAGACAACGUACAGGAGAGACAUUAGUUAUCACCAGCCUGUUCAGGGGUUCGACUAUGCGAAGCAGCAUUUGGGUCAGCUCGGCACCGACGAGGACAGUGCUCCUCUUCCUCAGGUUCCGCUACCCAUCCGAGACACCUCUCUUUCCCUGGACAAAGUCAUCCAUCCUGACGGCACCAACCACAAGAAGACCCUCGGUGGUGAAAUCCGGAAAAGCAGGUUGCCGAGCGAGGACGGUUCUGCGGUCAGUGUCGAAUCGGCGAGGCCCAUCUCGGUACGGGGCUCCACGGCGAAGAAAAUCACGACACAGCAAAAUCUUAUGAAGGAGGAAAGUAAAAAGAGGACGGAUCCGUAUGACACCUCAUCAGGAUCUCUGAAGCUCAUCUCUGUAAAACCAAUAGCAGCACCACCGGCACACUUGCCGACGUCUUCAGACCGCAGCCAGGAUUCGGCUGCUCCGAACGGCGAGGUAAAUUUGGCUCUGAAGCAGAAGUCAGACAUCGAGCAUUACAGGAACAAGCUAAGGCUGAAAGCUAAGAGGAAAGGUUACUACGACUUCCCAUCGGUCGACAGCAACGCCGGCUCCAAGGCUCCGAGACACGGAAGCGAAAAAGCCGAACACAUCCCGGCGACGAGACCGUCUAGCAGAACCCCGGAGUACGACGACGACCGGAGCUCCACGUACGUCAAAUCUCGCAGGAGACAUUCUGAGGUAAAAUAUCCAGAGUAUCGGAGCAGGCAAUCUUUAAACAGUCCGAGUCCCGGAGGGACCGAGAUGGACCUGCUGGUGAUGAGAGAACGACCCCGGAAAGGUAUCAGGAACAGCGGCUAUGACACGGAGCCUGAAAUCAUUGAGGAGACCGAUGUGGAUGGCUUGGCUGCUCGCCGUCACUACAGCUAUGGACGGCAGGUCAAAGGUCACUCGGAGGCGUCCACACUGAGCUCACAGCCUUCUAUAGAUGAAGUGCGUCAGCAGAUGCAUCUGCUGUUAGAGGAAGCCUUCAGCCUGGCGUCUGCAGGUCAUACCUCAUCUGGCAGAGGGCAGCACUACCAACAGCAGCACCAGGCAGUUAGCCCUUACAGCCCCAGCCCUUCUGUUCCCUACUCUGAGGGGCCAACUAGCAUGCCUGACACCAUGAACCACGCCCAAGGUGGACUGCAGUGGGUACCAGCCUAUGGCCCGGACCUCUAUCAGUGCAGCCUGACCAAACCGACCUUCAGGUUCACUCAGCUGCCGGAGAUGGCCACAGUCUCUCCUCCUCCUCCUGUUCCACCCAGAACAGGCCCAGCGCCCAGGAGCUCACUGCAGAGUGAUGAAAAAAAGUCGACGCAUGUUCCACGUUUCUUCAGGUCUUCCUCGGAUCUGGUCCCAAAGGCUCGCAGCUCUGAAUCAUCGGUGCCGGACGUGUCGAGUCAGCAGGACGGCAACACGUACGUGCCAAUGAGCAGAGGGCCACUCGCACCCGUCACCACCGAGCCUGUGCUCAACCACUCAGGAAACCCCAUGACUGCUGUGUACUCCAUCCCAGCCAGCAGGCCCGGAUACCCCGGAUACUUCAUCUCCACUCCUCCUUCGUCCUAUCACAGUCCAUCGUGGAUGUCGUAUCCCCCGGAGCCCGAGGACAUGUCCACACCAUGGACCGAAACUGCUCCGUUGCCCGGUUACGCCGAAGCUUUUCCGAACCCUCGUUACCCACGUGGAAGUUCUUUCCAGUGGAACCCCAGCCAGGCCGCGUCUCCUCCUCAGACGGAACCCGAUCUGUCUGCUGAAGCGCUGGACAUGAUCACCCCCAUCACGUUGUCCACCUCGGCUCUGGUCCAGGCCAUACGUGACGAGGUCGCCAAGCUGGCCAGGAAGCAGGCGGACAUGUUUGAGUUCCAGGUCUAGAUCCGGUUCCUCCUGCAGAACCUGAAGACAAACUGUAAACUGCAGUAUCGAGCUCUUGAGCGCUCUUCUUACCCGCUCUUAGGCUGCAGCAAGACUCGAUUUUACUCGAAACUUUCAUUCUUUAAAGGAGCUUCAAGGUGUGUUGUGUGUUUUAUGAAAAUCCUGCCUGUUUAUACAGCUUUGUCUCCUUUCCUACACCGGCAUUAUAUUUGAGCGUCGAGUAAAGAAAGCUUCGGGAUAAAAGACAACAUCAAAUCCAUCGCUUCUUUCAUAUCUACAGGAAUGAUGAAUGAUGAUGGUUAUGAAAAAAAAAAUCUCUGAAUAUUAAAAUUUCUUUGUUCCCUUUU